AAUAUCGGUGAUUCCACGAGCUUUGUAGUCUCUCUACCCCUCCGCCUCUCUCUCCCUCCCUCUCUUUCUGUGUUUCUGAAGGUCAAGUGCGCCAUAACCACACUGAGCCACCUCCAUCUUUCUCUUUUCCCUUCUAUUUUUCUCUAACCAGAGUAACCACCGAUUCCAUAAGUGUAUACAAACCUUCUUCAAGAUUCUCUGGGUUUUGCUUCGACCGAAAGCAAUGCCUGCUCAGAAGCGAGCUCUCGAUGUGGCGGAGGAUGAUCCUGCGCAAGAUAACCCCAACAACCACCAUGAACAACCGGAGCACGCUGAGGAAUCUGAUCGAAGCCCUUCGUCGAGUAACGGGGAAAACAAGGACGAACUUGUUGCAGUGAAACUGUCAGAUAUACGUAAGGAAGUACAAUGUCCAAUCUGUCUAGGGAUCAUUCGGAAAACUAGAACUGUAAUGGAAUGCCUGCAUCGCUUCUGUAGGGAAUGCAUCGACAAAUCUAUGCGGAUGGGGAACAAUGAAUGCCCUGCCUGCCGGACCCAUUGUGCCAGUCGUCGCUCCUUAAGAGAUGAUCCUAACUAUGAUGCCUUAAUUGCUGCUUUGUAUCCAGAUAUUGACAAGUACGAGGAAGAGGAACUGGCUUUCCAUGAUGAGGAAAUGGCUCGCAAUAAGCAGAUUCAAGCUUCCAUUGCACAAACUUUUCGGCGGCAAGCAGAAGCUUUGGGUAAGAAGCGGUCAACGGCUAAAGCCACUGCAGUUGCAUUUGUUAGGAGAUCACGGGGCUAUCGAAAUGCUCAUUUGAGAGGAAGGAGGAACUAUAGAAAUGCUGCUGAAAGUCAAGGAUCUGAUGAGAAUGAGGAUGCAAAUGGUAAUGAUGGAGGCAAAGAUUCAUCUUCCGCUGAUGAGCACACCGAAGUGAGACCAAAAAGAAGCAAAAGAUGGGGAGGGGCUCGAUUUCCUCAGGCUUCUCUGGCAGCUGCUGGUGCUGAUGGAGGUGGUGAUGAAAAUGAUUCUGAAGUGAAUAAAGAAUCUAAAGAAUCUUUAGGUGCAUCUGUUGGACUUGUUAGCAGCUCAGAAAGGCUUGCCUGGGGCAAAGGUGGCAUGCGGAGUCACACACGAUAUGGCAGUAUGAGUGGCGGAAAUGGUAAAAGUGCUCGAAACAGCCGCCUGUCAAAACUGGUUGAUUAUCUACGGAUCAUAGACAAAAAUGACGAUGAGUCGACUAUCAACCUCAUGCUCGUUUCAUUUGAUGAGCAAAGUAUACCCAGUUUGGAGAGACCCUACCUUUGCUGCAGGCCUACCCUGUCAGUUAGACAGCUGUGCCAGUAUGUAGCCAUGCAAACUGCAACCCAAGAUGAUGAAGUAGCAAUACACCUGGUAAAAGAAUUGCAUUCAAAAAUCAACCUUUCGACCUCUGCAAGUUCUCCACUGGCCAUGUCCCGUAUAAUUGAUCCAGGCAAAGACAAGUUGCAAAUCUUAGGGGAGGAGGAAACUUUGGCAGGACUUGUACCUAACAACUUCAUUCAUGGCUAUUUGCUACUGGCAUACGAGAGAAAGUCGUGGAACUCGAAUCUUGUGACGGGUUUGUCCUAAAGAACAAGCUCUCUCAUCCUCUUCGGUUACCAAAGUUAUGGUACAUAAUUAUACUCCCAGUCAAUGGAGAUCUCAGGUAAUAGAGUUUGAAGAAGUCGAGAGAUGCAUUAAGUGGACACAACGACUUGUCUCCAUCCAGCUUAUUACUACUUAUCAAGGUUCGAUAUUGUUUCAUGUACGUCCGCAGAUCAUUCAAAUUUUGCUUUCAAGCAAUCUGUGGCUUGGAACCGCCGACAACACACGCACCCAAGUUCAUAUGUUAACGUGGCUCAUGACUUGCAUGAAAACGUACUGUUUACAACUGACUAUUUUACUCUCAUGAGUUGUGUACAAUGAUGAUUCACAUCCCAGUUUUUACACA
Molecule: messenger RNA, 1946 nt
Organism: Juglans microcarpa x Juglans regia
Lineage: Eukaryota; Viridiplantae; Streptophyta; Magnoliopsida; Fagales; Juglandaceae
Product: putative E3 ubiquitin-protein ligase RING1a
Exons: 10
Coding region: 224-1585 (453 amino acids)
Source: RefSeq, a predicted model, not a curated record